AUAAAGAUAAAUGUCAUUUUUUUUACCCAUUAUAACCUAACCUCAAUAAACAUACAGAAAAAUAAACCUUUGUCUAAAAUGUCUACAUUUCAUGCAAUUAAACAGUUAGAAGACAAAAAUGUUCCGGUUGAAAUUAGUAAUAUGGUUUGGAGUGACCGCAUGGACCUUGUGGCCCUUUCCAACAUGAAAGGAGAGGUAGCAUUGCAUCGAUUAUCAUGGACGAAAGCUUGGAAUUUGAGCCCUCCAAAGGAAAAUGUCGAAGUAAAUGCUAUGGCCUGGAGGCCAGAUGGAAAAGUGCUGGCUAUUGGCUAUAACUCUGGUGAAGUUGUCUUAGUUGGUAUUGAGAAUAAGAAAACUCUUAACAUCAAAGAUUUAGGUGCUGAAAUAACAUGUUUAUCUUGGGUACAAGAGAAGACAGAAGCCAAAUCGAAAGAAUCAUUUACAUUGAAAGAAGAACGACCAAAAAACUAUAUGGAGUACAUAGAUCUUUCAAAAUUGUACUUAAAGGAUCCUGUUCCAAUAUCUAAUGCAGACACUUCAAACGCCGAAGAGGUUAAAGAAACCAACUUUAUGCAAGAUCAAACAGAUCUGAAUUUACUUUUAAUCGGAACAAAGAAAGGCCAUCUUCAUAUAAGAAUAUUUGGAUGUUUCACAUGUGUUAUUUUGAACAUGACUGAGUUUUUGGAAACAGCAUGUUCAAUCGAACAUGUACAAAUGAGUGAAGACCUUAGUAAAAUUUUUGUAACUGUUAAAGAUCCUGAAUUUAAUGUAAAAAUGGUUGUGUUAGAGAGCCAGAUAUUCAAAACUCACACUCAAGAGUUGUUCUGUGUAGCUCUUAAAUAUGUGAAGCUGAUAGAUCUAAUUACAUACCUGAAAAACACCAUAACAGAUAUAACAGAAACCUGGGAAAGCUUUCUGUUAGAAAUUGAUAACAAGUUAUCGAAAUAUGCCAAAAAGGUACCAGAAGGUGGAGUAACUGCUGAUUUUCUUGAUCUUUUAAUGUUUGGUAUAUGUUCUCCGGAGUUGGAAGAAUUUCUGAUUACAGAUCUUACUAAAAAAGGUUUAGAAAAAUUUGGUAAGACAAUUGAAAUGAGCUACGCUAACAUGCAGAUAUUGCUAAUGAGGCACGUUACUAGAUAUGGACAGAAUAUAACUUACCAUUUAGCAGAACUAAGAGGGAUGUCAAGACUGGCACAUAGAUAUGAGGUAAUUGGUUUAAAGCAAGAACAAAUAACUGCUUCUGUACAAUCAGCAGGAUCCUUCCUCAUAAAGGCGGGAGAGAUACAACAAAUCAUUAAUCACUCUAUAAUAAACUAUAAAGCAUUCUUCAGAUGGCUCUAUGGCGCCAUUUUGUUUUUAAUGGACGAAACAAUCCCAUCCGAAGUUCAUAAAAUUGCUCAACAGGAUUUGGCAUAUAUUACAGAGUUUUUGCAGAAUUUCGAUCAUAUUGGUAACAAAGAUGGCUCUAAUACUAAAGGAUUUAUCAUGGAACGUUUGGGACAAUAUUUAGUAGAUGCCCCCUUAGUAUUCAUCCCCAAUAUGGACAGCAACGAUUGGACAACAUUUUUAAACGAAAGUAAAUGUGUUCAAAAACACAGAAGUAUACUAAAACACAACAAAACAACUUCAUUAAUUCAACAAUUCAAAGAGUUAUCUAACAGUGUGAAUGAUAUUUUUGAAGCUCCAAAAGACGCUUUACAGGAACAAUUCAAGUAUAUCCAUACCUUCGACUGCUUCAAUUUUGGGGAAGCUCGUCUGAGAACAACUUCGAUAAAUAUAAGCAAAGAGGUGUUGCUUUUUUCGUAUUUGGAACCUAGCAGUCACAUUUUCGUUUUAGAAAUUCACGUGAAUGAUGAGAAGAAGUGUCAGGCACGUUGUGGAAAGUUCUAUUUCACUCACUUGCCAGAGGAGACGGCUGACAUAUACGAAAUAUUAGAUCUUGCCUUCUACUCGAAUAGUAUCCUUUCUUUGCUCUUACAGGAAAAGGCCGGGAAUAAAUCGGGUACUCUAUUACAAUUUUCUUUAUCUCUAGCUAUGGAAAAAUUAACUGAAAUCGAAAUUCACACAGAAAUAUCUAAAUCAGUCGUAUUCACUUCCAAUGGAUCCAGUUUCAAUCCGAAAUUGUACAAAAGUGUCGAAAUGGCAGCUUCGUCCUUUGCUGUUUCCGGUAGUAGAAGAGUCAGCAUUGUUUUAUCGGAAAAUAAGAGGAAAGUUAAGUUAUUCGAAAUGGAAGCUGAAGAGGAGGACGAUGAAGAGGCUGAUGCCAGUAGCAGCAUGUUGAAAGAUGAUAGUGUGCAGGAAAAUGUAGCUGAAUAAAAAUAUUAGAAGUUAUUUUGGAAAAUUUUCGCAAUAAAACAAAGGAACAUAAGAUCACCGAUGCAAUUCUAUAUUUCGCUCAUCCGAAAGAAAAGUGUCACAACUUAAAAGACAACUUUUUUCGGGAGAGACAAAAAUUGAUUUAUUAGAUCUUAAUUUAGCUGUCAGUUUCAAACGGCAACUGGUAAAAUUUUUAAAUCAAAAACGAAGAAUAUGGAUAAGUGAAGAAAAACCAAAAAGCUGUGAUAUCUGAUCUAACAAAAAAAAAACAGAUCACAUUUUGAGUUAUGUCACUUUUCUUUUAAAAUAUUGAUCACUUAUUUGAACAUUAACAAAAAUACCCAGGACACUUCUCGAAAUACAACGGUUUUCGUAAUAAAUAACCAUACUUUCACGUCGAACAUCAGAGUAUAACCUCAAAAGUGUCAUUGUUUCCGAAUAAAAAUAUUCAUUUUACUGCCAAAUGAAUAAUGACCGUACAGCCAUCUUACGAAGUUAGAAGUAGCCUAUGUGACACUUUUCCUGGUAAAAGUAUAGGAUUUUUGGAGUCAUUUUAACAAGAUAUCUGGAAAAAUGCAUUUUUUGAGUUGUGCCACUUUUCUUCCUGACGAGCGAUUUAUGGUUUUCUUACAUUUUAACACAGAUUUACAUGAUGGUAUCUAAAUCUAUCAUUUAUUUUGUAUUCAUAUAAAUUUUUUAAGACUUAUCUACUGUUUGUUCAUACCUUUGUUGCUUAUUGUCUUUUGUAUUAAUACUUUGUGGAAGAAAACCUUUUUAUUUUUAAUGUAAUGUAAAAAAAUGUGAAUUCGCUUUAGUUUUAUAUGAGUCAAAUUGUUUAUUGUAUUUCAUAACUAGCUGUUAAGCGUUUUUUAAAUAAAUUGUACAUAUUAAUCCAAAA
This is a messenger RNA of Diabrotica virgifera virgifera (western corn rootworm), 3214 nucleotides long. It is a transcript of the gene APC4, whose product is annotated as anaphase-promoting complex subunit 4. Gene Ontology annotation, cellular component: anaphase-promoting complex; nuclear periphery. NCBI's taxonomy places the organism in Eukaryota, Metazoa, Arthropoda, Insecta, Coleoptera, Chrysomelidae. Gene Ontology annotation, biological process: anaphase-promoting complex-dependent catabolic process; protein K11-linked ubiquitination; positive regulation of mitotic metaphase/anaphase transition. The transcript is spliced from 5 exons. Gene Ontology annotation, molecular function: protein binding. The record is from RefSeq and is a predicted model, not a curated record. Bases 79 to 2316 code for a protein of 745 amino acids.